This is a messenger RNA of Aspergillus nidulans FGSC A4, 738 nucleotides long. RefSeq names its product rhamnogalacturonan acetylesterase RgaE. Gene Ontology annotation, cellular component: extracellular region. The record is from RefSeq and is a predicted model, not a curated record. The coding region runs from base 1 to 738 and encodes 245 amino acids. Gene Ontology annotation, molecular function: hydrolase activity, acting on ester bonds; hydrolase activity. The transcript is spliced from 2 exons. Lineage: Eukaryota; Fungi; Ascomycota; Eurotiomycetes; Eurotiales; Aspergillaceae.
AUGAAAUCCAUCGCUCUUACCUCUCUUUCUCUCCUCCCGUCCGCGCUGGCGCAGACAAUUUACUUGGCUGGUGACUCCACCAUGGCGUCCAGUACUCCUGGAUGGGGUGACUACAUUGCCGACAGCGUCUCGGUUGAAAUCUCUAACCAGGCCAUUGGUGGUCGUAGCGCGCGCUCCUACACCCGCGAGGGCCGCUUCCAGGCCAUCGCCGACGUCCUUCAAGCAGGCGACUAUGUUGUUAUCGAGUUUGGACACAACGACGGCGGCUCUCUCUCCAACGAUAACGGCCGUACUGACUGCCCUGGCGAUGGCGAUGAGACCUGUGAGACCGUGUACAACGGGGUGGCCGAAACUGUCCUCACCUUCCCAGCGUACAUCGAAAAUGCGGCGCUGCUGUUUCUGGAGAAGGGUGCCAACGUCCUGAUCUCCAGCCAGACGCCCAACAACCCAUGGGAGAGCGGAACAUUCUCCUACACGCCGAACCGAUUUGUCGGGUAUGCCGAGUUGGCGGCUCAAAGGGCAGGAGUAGACUAUGUGGAUCAUGGAGCUUAUACAGCGAGCAUCUUUGAGGCGCUCGGCGCAGACACGGUCAACUCGUUCUACCCGAAUGACCAUACGCAUACUAACGCCGAGGGCUCCAGUGUUGUUGCUGAUGCUUUCCUCAAGGCCGUUGUGUGCAGCGGGGUUGCGUUGAACGAUGUCUUGACAAGAACUGAUUUCGACGGUGAAUGCUUGUAA